GGGCCACAUUGGCUGGUCAUGGCAGUGUGGAGCCAGGCCACGGCAGCACCUCUGCUCAACAGAACCCGCCACCUUCCUCUUCUCCUCUGUGCUCAGCGCAUGUUUGCCUCGCAGACUGAGGGAGAUCUCAAAGUGACCCAAAUUCUCAAAGAAAAGUUUCCUCAAGCUACAGCUAUCAAAGUCACUGACAUUUCAGGAGGCUGCAUUAAAAGAAGAAAUCAAAGGUACGCACGGAUUGCAGAUAUUUACCUCUGUCCCCAGACACUGACCAUGCCCUGGCUGUGUAGAUGUUGCUGCUAA
This is a messenger RNA of Lagenorhynchus albirostris (white-beaked dolphin), 300 nucleotides long. Its product is annotated as bolA-like protein 3. The transcript has 3 exons. The record is from RefSeq and is a predicted model, not a curated record. The coding region runs from base 19 to 300 and encodes 93 amino acids. Lineage: Eukaryota; Metazoa; Chordata; Mammalia; Artiodactyla; Delphinidae.